Messenger RNA from Staurois parvus, 663 nucleotides. Lineage: Eukaryota; Metazoa; Chordata; Amphibia; Anura; Ranidae. The record is from the annotation of a GenBank genome assembly.
AUGUUGGUGGAGGAAGGCUUCUCAAUGGUCAGCGUUGAUGCCAGUGAUAAAAUGCUGAAAUACGCCCUAAAGACCCGCUGGAACCGGAGGAAAGAACCGGCAUUUGAUCAAUGGGUGAUUGAGGAAGGAAAUUGGCUGACUUUGGAGCGGGAUAUCUCUCCUCCGGGAACCGGAUUCGAUGCGGUUAUUUGUCUGGGAAACUCAUUUGCUCAUCUUCCAGACUUCAAAGGAGAUCAGAGUGACCAGCGCCUGGCGCUUCACAACAUUGCACGAAUGGUCCGACCGGGAGGAAUAUUGAUUAUUGAUCAUAGAAACUAUGACUACAUCCUGAACACUGGCUGUGCUCCUCAGGGGAAGAACAUUUACUACAAGAGUGACUUGACCCAGGACAUCUCUACCUCCGUCUUGUGGGUGAACAACAAAGCGCACAUGGUGACACUGGAUUACACAGUCCAGAUACCGGCUUCAGAGGAGUCCCAGCCAGAAGUCAGCAAAUUCCGCUUGUCCUAUUACCCUCACCGCCUGGAUUCCUUUACUGCCCUUCUGCACGAGGCAUUUGGGGGUCAGUGUGAGCACAUGGUGUAUGGAGACUUCCUGCCCUUCACCCCAGGCCAAGAGACAGAUCCAUGUUACUUCAUACAUGUGACAAAGAGGACGGCGUGA